Messenger RNA from Halichondria panicea, 1802 nucleotides. Its product is annotated as negative elongation factor B-like. The coding region runs from base 96 to 1718 and encodes 540 amino acids. The transcript is spliced from 6 exons. Gene Ontology annotation, biological process: negative regulation of transcription elongation by RNA polymerase II. The record is from RefSeq and is a predicted model, not a curated record. Lineage: Eukaryota; Metazoa; Porifera; Demospongiae; Suberitida; Halichondriidae. Gene Ontology annotation, cellular component: nucleus; NELF complex.
AAAAAAGAAAAGAAAGUAGGAUUUUUAUUCUGAAUCUGAUAUAUCUUUGCUCAUUUAGUCUCGAGUCUACAUUUAGUCUAUGUAGCUGCUGCAUCAUGUCUGACAAUACGGGUGCAGAGUACAUCACUGGUAUCUUCAAGAACAACGAGGAUGCAUUUGACUCCAUCACAAAAGUACAGACACAGAACAAAGUGGGUAUAUCCUCCAUGAACCCUGCUCUCCCUAUACUGGACCUACAUGGCAUCACACGUGCUCAGAUACACACUAGUCUGUUUCAGAAAAUGCAGGAAAAGCUACUGUCUAAAGUUGACAAUCUGGAGGAUAGAGCACUAACGAAAUUACUCGAUCGAUGUUUCCGCUACAUUGGAGGAGAUGCACAACUUCGUUCAGUGUGUUUGCAAAUCAUGCAAAAGUUGCCCAUUAUCGAUGAAAAAUAUCUUCGGCCACUCUCAGAAAAUGUAGAGUUAUAUAAUUCCUGUCCGCUCGGCGUGAAGCAGCAGAUAUGGUCAACCAAUCAGGGCCUGUUUGGGGAGGCCGUUAGUCCGCUGUUAGAUCAGUACAUCUCAGACAAAGAAAAUCUGUUAUUUGGUGUUGAAGAUAAAUCUAAAAAUUCGGUAUCUUUUCUGUCAAUUUUACCGCGGUCACGACGACAAAAUGCUGUCAUUCAAGAGCUUGUAUCGAUGUUAGGGAAUUCCCCCACUCUCUACACAACACUGCUGCAGUUUCUACGAACACUGUUUCUUCGUACGCAGAUUAGUCAUUAUUGUACAUUGCGUGCGGACCUUCUGAUGACCUUGCACGAGAAAGAGAGCAAGUUGUGUGAGCUGGAUCGAUGUCGGAAGUUUGCGUGGUGUCUGGAUGCGUGUGUGCGUGUGGGAGGAGUGGACGCUAAGAAGACUAGAGAGUUGUACAGCUUCAUAGAGGAACAAGAGCAGGGAGAUGACAUACUGGGAGAUGUGUCGAUGCUCCUGAGAGACCCAUACACACUCCACACACUCUGCAAGAGCAUACUACAGAAUAUAUUGCAACUAUUCGAGCAGUCCCAGUUACCAAGAGAGAGCAAUGAUUUAGAGUGUUUGGUGCGACUGCUUUUGUUGGGGCUCAAGUCACUUAGACUAAUAGACAGCAAAGAAUACUACGAAGAUAAAUUUGACACAGAUCUGCUGAUUCGCUUCAUUCCGGAUCUCCUCUCACUGAUGGCUGAGAAUAGUUUACGAGUGCUCUAUCGUCAGCUGGGCGAGGAACACCCACCGCACACACCCUCACAGAACUUCAUCAAGUAUCUCACAAAGCACACCUCGGCGAUGUACAUCACUUGUAUGUACGCUGUCCACUUACUCGAGAAAAAAGAACUGAAAUCAUUUAUUUUCCUGCUCCCUACGAUUGCUAGAGCCUUCACUAGCAGCACUGAGGGAACACAGAUGCCGGACGUGUUCCUCCACAUACUCGUGCAUCAUGUGACCUGCCAGCAAGAGCUGAAGGUGGCCACUCUCCAGGUCAUGUUGAGGCAGUUUUGGAUGCCUUGUUGUCAGGCUAGUGAGACAGUGUUGCUCCACUUGUGCCGACUCCUAUGGAAGAUACAUUGCCGACUCAGCACUUCUCUGUUGGAGGAGGUGCUCUCAGCCAUGAAAAAAGGCAGUGAAUUGAGUCAAGCCACACAAGAACAAUACGUUGGACUGAUAGAGCACAUCAGAGCAUCAAAGAAAGAUGAACUCUGAACUCUAAACCCUCCUCUCGCUAUAGCUCAAUGUUAUUUUGUACGUCCUGAAUGUUAAUCAAACAAUUAUCUCUUCAUACAAUCC